Arctia plantaginis is the source of this 1698-nucleotide messenger RNA. NCBI's taxonomy places the organism in Eukaryota, Metazoa, Arthropoda, Insecta, Lepidoptera, Erebidae. The record is from the annotation of a GenBank genome assembly.
AUGCCUACAAGUGACAGUGAGGACUUUGAGAGUGCUGAUGAAGGCCAUGGCAGCCCAGUGAAAAAAGAAAGAAAGAAGAGACUGUCUUCCUCGAACUAUAGUGACAACGCACUAGAAACAGAUCAGAAAUCCCAUAAUACUCAAAAUCUUACUAAUAGUUUAAACAAAUCCGUUGAAAAGGAGGUAACGGAUGGAUGGGAUGAUUUUGAAAUUGACGAAAAUGAACCAGUGUCACUAAAUGUCCCCCCUUCUGCAACCAAAGUAGAGAAAAAAGACACUAAACUGACAAAUGAAGAGACUAUGAUAAAAGAGAGUAAAAAAUCACAAGAUACUGGGUGGGAUGACUUUGAUGACUGGGGAGAUGAUGAAUAUUGUUCAAAUAUACAAAAAACAGAAGCACCAAAAACACAGAGUCAUUCUUUACAACCAGAUCCAGAUAUUAAAGCUGUCACAGAUAGACUAGCAGCUGCAUCCACCGGCGGCAGUAGUGCAGGUUGGGGCUGGGGAUGGAGUGUCGACUCCCUAUUAAGUACUGCUACAGCUGGUUUUACUAAUAUUACUAGCCAAGUUUCACAGGGCAUUUCAACAGUACUGGAAACUAGUAUAGGUGCACCAGACCCAGAGGAGUUAGCUAGAAGAAAUAUUAAAGAAAGAGAAGAUGAGAGUAAAACCAGUAAAGAAGAGAGUUUAACCCCUAAAGAGGUACCUGAGAAUGAGGAAAAGGACAAUGGUGAAGCAUUCCAGUUUGGAAGUCUGCUGUCAGGAGUAACGAAAUUUGUAGAGACCACCAGUACGAAAGUAAUAUCUGGUGGUCUAGACACCUUAGAAACCAUUGGAAAGAAAACCAUGGCAGUCCUCGAAGACGGUGACCCUGGUCUCGCAAAGAAACGCGCGCUGUUGGGUCUUGGGACUGGAGACAAGCCUGUACUGUCUCAAGUGCUUAGGGAAGCGAAGGCUAAAGCUGACGAAGAAGAUAAAAUCAAAGAAGAGAAAAGAGAAGCGAAAGAGGUUCAUUAUGAGAAUCUUUUCGAUGAUUUUGAAGGUCUCGUUCACCUAGAAGCUUUGGAAAUGCUGUCAAAACAAGUGAGCAUGCGCAUAGAGGAGCGUUUGAGCGGGGUCGCCUCAGAAAAACGACAAGAUAUGAAGGAAACUUUACAACAAGUUGCCGAAUUAUGUGAAAUGCCUGAAGAAGAUGACGAUGAUGAAGAACCUCCCAGCGAAGACAUGAGUAAGCCUGAUGUAUUACAUGAAAGACUCCAGACCGCUACGCAAGAUCUCGGCCUUAAGUUACAGUUUCAGCCACUUGUUAAGCAAUAUAAAGAAGUUUUAGAUUACGUAACAUCAGACUCCGAAGUCACCGUGAAGGCAAUAUACAAACGCGCGGUGUCCGGGCUCGCCCAAGCGACUGCGCUGUCAGUCGAGCAGUACCAUAAGGCUGCUGAGAUGUUACUUGUUAAGACCAGGAGGUCUACUGCUGAUGAAGCGGAUGCACUUACUCAGAUGACGGUAGUGUUAACAAAGCAUAUCAGUGAGCUAGCGACACUAUUCACGGAGAAGUUAAACUCACUACCAGCCGAUAACAAGGCGCAGACCAACAACUACAUCACUAAUAUAUUUCUAGAGGCAGGCAACAGCUCGACAUACAUACAAAACGCAUUCCAACUAGCCUUGCCAAUAUUGCAGAUAGGCGCCGUUUAA